GCCUCAAUCGCCGAAGCCAUGAGCGGCCUCCUCCAAAAGCUGUUCCCCAUCAACAACUGGACCUCUGCCCGUGAGACCUUCACAAAGGCCACCGUCGACGCCAUGUGGGCCAGGAACCCCGACCGAAGACGCUGGGUCGCCGCUGCCUGCUACAAUAUGAACUGGGACGUUGCCAACCGUGGCGGAAUCUCCGAUGUCGCCAGUGUCAAGCUCUCCAUGGGCGCUCUCAACACCGACUACGACUGCUUCUAUAUUGGUCGUAACAACGCGCUUUGGACUCGUGGUGAUGGUGGCUACAUUAACCUUGCCAUUGUAUCCGACAGCAAUUUCUGCACUUUUGAUGGCCGCACCGCCGACCUUACCUGC
Molecule: messenger RNA, 366 nt
Organism: Bipolaris maydis ATCC 48331
Lineage: Eukaryota; Fungi; Ascomycota; Dothideomycetes; Pleosporales; Pleosporaceae
Source: RefSeq, a predicted model, not a curated record